AGUAAUUACCAUACACUACCUGUCACAAUUUGAUUUAUGACCCCUGAUUUAUGGCUUGAUUUAUGAUCUUUUGAUUUAUGAUUUACUUUAUGGCAUGCUGACUGACAAGGCUUGGGACAUGUCUGACUGACAGGCUGAUAUGUUUAUUACCCACCAGCACCCCCCCACCCUUGUCUUCUGCCGCAGACGUCACCUCACACCCACCAGGAUGUAACUUGUUUUACGACCUACACAGGCACCCCUAAACAAACACCAGCCAUCACUAUGUAAAUUAUCUCACAGUUGUUUGAUAAGAGCCCCCAUCAGUGUUAAUUGUAUGCAAAGCAACGCUGUAGCCGUGCUGUCUACUGUGUAUCAGAUCUUGUGGUUUGGUGUGUGAGACUUUAAGUUUUGUUUAAUUUGAAGACAUUUAAAAUAUAUGUUUUAUAUUAUGGGUGUCAAUUAAAUCAUUGUAAAUGAUCGGACUGUUAAAUGUUUUUUAAAGCUAUUGUGUGGUCACAUUUACCACCCAACCAAUCUACGCUGGUCUUUUACUUUUUUGUCUUUUAAUUUUGAGAUGUCUUUAAGGUCUACAUUUUAGGCACACAUAGUUUAAAUGUAUGCUAAAUGGAAAGUCAGACUUACUUUGAUUCUUUUCAUUUGAGAGAACACUCAUAGGUCUUUAAGGCAUACAUUUCAGGAUCUUAUGUUUUAAAUGUAGGCUAAAUGUAUAGCAGUCUUUUACGUUUAGUCUGUUCAUUUUGAGAUGUCUUUAAGGCAUACAUUUCAGAACAUUAUGUUUUAAAUGUAAAGUAAAUGUGUGGAAUCCUUUUAGUUUUAGUCUAUCCACAUUAAGAUGUUUUUUUUGUUUUUUUUUAAGGUCUACAUUUUCAGCUUGUUAUGUUUUAAAUGUGGUUGAUGUUAAAUGUUUGGAUUGUUAUUUGUGUAAAACAACACACUUUUACCUAAACACAUUAAAAAAGUAAGAUACAUGUUUAAUGUAAUCUCUUAAGUAUACAUUCUAAACCUGUGAAUAAAAUAAUCAAAUUUUCAGUUUAACAAUUUUAAGAAUCUGUAUCUACUAAACCUAUUUACAUGGUAGUUACGUUUCAAAAGCUACACCAAUCACAGGCUAAAUGUUUUAAAUAUGUUAAUAACGGUAGGAGUGGUCUACGUGGCCUUGUAUAUAGAUGGCUCACAACUCUGUUGGAGGUGCCCCAUUCAGACGCUAGCCUGAAAAAAACCACGAUGGACGCAAGCUUUCUUGGAACCUGUGAGCUGGAAACAAUCCAAGCCGUUCAAAAUAUUGAAGGUUUAUCUCAACUUUGUGAGGAGUCUGUGAACACAUCGGCGCAUGUGGACCCUCUUGCAGGUCUAAAACGCUUAGUGGAUAGUAUCACGCCACCCGGAUUCGACAAUUUGUACAAACAGCCAAAAAAUCCUCAACUACAGGAUAUAACCAACAACAGCGGAUACAGGAGAGCCUUUAAGCCAAACUUAACGAGCAGUCCGGAGGUGUUGCUUGGUAAACGUUGCAACAGGGGACCAUCUUCAAGCAGAAAACGCAUCAGGCUGGAAGACAGCUGCAUACUGUUAGAUACAGAUUUGAACAACGCUGGACAGUCUACGAAUGGAGAAAGUGUGUUGCACAAUGAUGUCCAGGAUGUUUUAAACAAGGACGAAUGGUCGGAGGAUUUGACGGACAUCUGGGAUCAGAACAGUUUCAGCGAACCAGUCGAAAAAACUGUUGCUGCCGCACCACCGAAUGUUGGAAUAAACGCUUCGGACAAACACAGAGACACUGACGCAAAUGAGUUACGAUCAAACCAAGAGCAUGAGCAUCAAGAUCAGGUAGGACCCGAUGGUGAUUUAAACAGUAUUGGCGAGGUUUUAACUGUUCUAAGACAGAUUUCUGAAGAAAACAGAAAAAUAUUGCUAGAUAACAAAACAAUCACAGAAUCAAACAGAAAACUAACAGAAGCUUGUAUUAAAUCUUCCCAAGACAACGAAAGGUUGUCACAGUUAAAUGCAAAGAUAUCUCAAGAAAAUUUGAACAAUUUAAUUGAGCUACGUAGACAAUCUGCCAUUAACCGUAGACAUGAAAAAGGUAUUCAAGAGAUACACAAACAACUAAAUAUAUAUCUGGAUGAAUUUAGAAAAUUUGAUAUGUCUGGUAAUGUGUCAAAAGAUCAAUUCAAAUCUUUAAUACAAAUAAUGUUUAAAAUGCAAAAGGCGUUAGAGAUAAAAUUAUCGCCAUUUCUGCCUAUUGCGGGGCCAUCCUCUCGUGUUUAGUGUUGCCAAUAGUUAGAGGCUAGUGUUUUUCCACAUUGUUACAGAAGUCAUCAUUUUCACAUAUUUUCAAUGUAUAUUUACAUCUAAAACAAACAAUCAGACAAAUAUGGCAUCUAAAAGAUUUUGGGGGUCAGACAACAACCCGUGUGUUAGAGAUGAAUAUGAUUCAUUGAACCAGUUGUCUAUUGAUGAACAAUUGCAGCGUCUAAGUGAAAUGUAU
Molecule: messenger RNA, 2491 nt
Organism: Astyanax mexicanus (Mexican tetra)
Lineage: Eukaryota; Metazoa; Chordata; Actinopteri; Characiformes; Acestrorhamphidae
Exons: 5
Coding region: 1075-2271 (398 amino acids)
Source: RefSeq, a predicted model, not a curated record